ACUAAGCGGGGUGGUAUAUCGGUGAAAGAAUGGGCGAGAGAAGAUGAGUGUUGGUGGAGAGACGCUCUCGAAAACUUCGAGAAACCUGUUCCAGCCAAAGAAUUCUUCAAGGAUGACAACAAACCGUGGUGGGAGGAGGAGGAGAAGCCGAAGGUCAUAUCUGCCAAGGACUUCUUCGAGGACGAGCGGCCUUGGUGGGAGGCACAGGAAGAAGAGAAACCAAAGGUGAUUUCAGCCAAAGAAUUUUUCAAGGACGAGAUCCGGCCGUGGUGGGAGGCGGAGGCCGAGAAGAAGGUCGUUUCCGCCAAAGAGUUCUUCAAAGAGGACGACCGACCUUGGUGGGAGGAGGCCACGGCCGCCGAGGACGCGUCCAGGGCCCCGGGGAUGGUGGCGUCGUUAAAAAAAAGCUCGGUGGCUGCGUCAUCUGCUGAGGGAGAAGUCGAGAGCGGCGAGGAAAGUGGAGACGAAAGCGAAGAGGAGAGCCUAGAGUUCGAGUCCUACGAGGAGUCCACGAGGACUGAGGACUAUGAGGACGCCACCGAAAGCAUGAUGAGCGACUCCAGUACCAUGUACAGCGCCAGUGAAGGGGAGCGUCUCCAGGCAAACAUCGUGUUCAAGGAGAAGCCCUGGUGGGAGACCGAGGGGGGCGGCGAACACGGGUCGCCAGAGAGGCAGGUGCCAGAUGAUGUGAGUGAAGUGAGCGAAGCCACCGAGACGCUGGACAUGGACGGCAGCGAGAUCAGUGAGAUGACGACUGAGGUGUCACAGGGAUCCAUCGGGGAACCAGACACCUCAAUCAAGUUCAUGCGAAGAGAAAGGCAUGCUAUGAGGAGACUCAGAGACAAGGGAAGAAGAUGAGGAAGAUGGAGAUGAUCUCGAAAAUGAGGAAGAAGAAGAAGAUCAGGAAAAGGAAGAGGUACCUUCUAUUGAAAGAAAACAUAAAGCAAAUGAAGAUGAAGAUGAAGGCGAAGAAGAGUGUGAGAGUGAAAGUGAGGAAGUAAAGAGCGAAGAUGAAAUUGAAGACAUGCCCGAUGAGGAACUCGAAGAAACAGAUCUCAAAUUGGAAGAAUUGGAUGAGGAAAUUGAGAAAAGUAUCAAGACUGAAGACGUUCCAGCACAGUCACAAACCACAGACAUCACAGAGGAAACUAUACCUGUCAAAGACAAGGAGGAACCGAUCCAAGCAAACCAAGAACCUGUAAGUGAACCUGUAGUUAAAAAGGAGGACAAAGCUUCCCCUAAUCUUGAGAAAGUUGAGACGUCGAUCACAGUCUCGAGAGGUAGAUCCCUCUCGCCGGAAAGAACGCCCGGAACAAAGACAGAAGCGGUGAGUAAACCGGACGAAAUUCCUUUGAAGGAGAAUACCAAUAACAUAGACAUAGAAAUCACUAAUCCAGAGAGUUUAACAGAACAUUUACUUAGCGUUCAGCAGAUCGAGGGAAAUUUACAGAAAUCGGAUUCUCAGACGAGUGGCUACGACUCAAGUUUAUCUUUGUCAGAGAGUAAGGCUCGAGAUCUUUCUAGAGACUCUGGAUGCGACAUAUCUGUUGGAGAAGCUGAGAAAACUGUUGAGAAGGAAACCAAGAACGAGUCUGAGAAGGAGACUGGGAUCAACAGCGACAAGGGCAUUCCUGUUGAACCAUCAGAAACUAUCGAAAUCAUCCCAGAAGAAACUAUCGAGCAGAUAGAGGGGAAUGUGAAGAUCCAAUCUACUGUAGGAAACAAAAUCAUAAUACAGCUUAAGCUAGAAAGUGACACUUCUGCGGACAACAAAGCUGGCAACAUAAGUGCCAAAGCUACUGAAGAACAAACAAAACAUGAAAAAGGGAAGCAAGAUAAAUGUGAAGAACAAAAAUCCUAUGCAGCAGCAGUGAAAGAAACCACUGCAAAGUCGCCCAUUCAGAAGAAAAUAACUGAUGAGACAUCCAGUGAAAGUAAGGAUCUCGAUUCGCUGGAAGGCGAUGCAGAUCAAAACGUGGCCAAGGAAAGUAUAGACAAGGUCGUAGUGAAUAAGAUGGAUGCAUGUUUAGCAAAGGUAGAUGCAAGUUUAGCUUGGGUAGAUGCUAGACUGACAAGAGAUGGUCACAAAACUUCCACCGAAAAUCUACCACAAAAAGACGUUGAAAAGGAAAAGGUUACCUACGCUGGCAUUGUCAAAAGUGGAGCUAAAAUUAAUAUUCCUCAACUGAUAGACAAGAAAACGAAACCGCCCAACUCCUCUGACAAAAAGGCACAGCCGCAGCAGCAGAACAAAGCUAAAUCUGGAGAUAGCCUAGUUGUCUUAAAAGUACAAGCACAUGUACCUGAAGAGCACACAAAAGAACAGGAGAACACCAAGGAUACAUGUGAACUUAGCGAAACUCCAAGUGAACAGAAGAAAACCGAAUUGUCAGUGGAUGUGAAGAACACCAGUUCAUCCCCUACACUUCCGUCUCAACCAAAAGAAACACAAGAAGUGCGCAACAGGUCAAUAACAUUUGCAAAUGAACAGAAAUCUCAGACUUCACCUCCAAAAGACACCCCAGAUGCACUCAAGGAUUCGCAAACCAAAGGCAAAACCCCUACAACAAUAGUGAAACCCUCACCCCAAGUCACUGAGCAACAGAGCACCAAAACAAGAGAAAGUUUGCAAGAGCCAGUAAGCCAUCCAAAGAAGAGGCAUCGCAAGCCACAAGACGCGUUAGGCCAGUGAUAAAGGAAGGCAAAGAAACCACAACGGAAGAGACAAAGGAAAUUUCAAGCAAGAGAGAAGAACCUGUUCCUGAGAAUGUUCCAAGGAGGCGCGAAAGGAGGACAGAUGAUAGUACAAGACAAAAGAGUCCUUCAUCAGAUAAGGAAAAACAAGAUCCCAAUCCAGAUAAAGGCCAAAGGAGAAGAGAAGAGAGCAGAACAGAAAAUAAGGAGGAACAACAGAAAUCCAGUCCAGCAGAUGUUUCAGAGGGUAAACCGUCUCCUAUAUCACAAGGUGAACUCAGACGGAGGCGAAGAGGAGAAAGUAGACAAGAAAAUGAAAU
Molecule: messenger RNA, 3014 nt
Organism: Penaeus monodon (black tiger shrimp)
Lineage: Eukaryota; Metazoa; Arthropoda; Malacostraca; Decapoda; Penaeidae
Product: microtubule-associated protein 1B-like
Source: RefSeq, a predicted model, not a curated record